Molecule: messenger RNA, 3060 nt
Organism: Morone saxatilis (striped sea-bass)
Lineage: Eukaryota; Metazoa; Chordata; Actinopteri; Moronidae
Product: sodium bicarbonate transporter-like protein 11
Exons: 20
Coding region: 166-2715 (849 amino acids)
Biological process (GO): monoatomic ion homeostasis; monoatomic anion transport; transmembrane transport
Cellular component (GO): plasma membrane; basolateral plasma membrane
Molecular function (GO): solute:inorganic anion antiporter activity
Source: RefSeq, a predicted model, not a curated record
CUGCUAGAGGAGGUGUUUUUUUACCUCAGCAUGUGUGUGUGGGUGGGUGUGUGUGUAUGAAAGAUAUUGAGAAGAGAUCCCGAAUGAGUGCAGGGUGUCUGGGAGCAGAGGGAAUGAUGAUGGGUUGACCUUUGGAAAGCGUCUCACCUAAAAAACCUGGAGAACAUGGAAGCCAAAAAGGUCCUCCAUUUUGUGCCAUCUGAUGCUCCAUCCACCGGGAUGUCCAAGAAUGGAUAUGUUUUCCAAGAGAUGGAGCUGCAGGAUGGGGGGCAGGAGGAUUGUGGGCAAGAUUCACCUGUCACUCACAAGGACCACAUCUAUGACAACCAGAUCAGUGUUUCAGAUCCUGACUGCCCUGGGUUUGGGCUUUUAAACACAACAAGAAAAUAUGUGAAGCCAAUGAACUUCCAGGAGGAAGUGCGCGCCCACAGAGACCUGGACGACUUCCUGGCCCAGGCAAGCAUCCUUUUGGAUGAGAAAGCUGCCAGUCUGGAAGAGGUCCUGAGGCGAAUGUUAACUCACGUGGUGGAGGACGGCCACGGGAGCUGUGACGUGGACAAGGUCAUGAAUUCAAUGUUCACAGACGCAGGAGGGAAGGAGUUUAAUGUUCACCUUCUGUCAGAGACCAUUCAGGGUGUGAUUGCUACUACCACUGGCGUUCGUUACCAGCAGUCCUGGCUGUGUAUUCUCUCAAAUGUGAGGAGCCUGCAGAGACGUCAUGUCUGCAUCGCCCGCCUGGAGAGGCCUCAGAACUGGGGAGUCAACUGCUGCGAGGCUCGCUACGUCAUCCUCAUCCUGGCCCCCCCUAGAACGAAAAGCACCAAGACGGCAAUUGAACUCGGCAGAACAUUUGCUACGAUGUUCUCGGACAUUUCCUUCAGGCAGAAGCUUCUGGAGGCCAACACCGAGGAGGAGUUCAAACAGGAACUGGUCUACCAGCGACAGCAGCUCUCCAUAGUCAAGGAGAAGUUGGUCGUAGAAGAGGUGGAGGACUCAGAUCCACGUACAGGGAAACCACUUCAGUGCAAACAUUUCUUUAAAGCCGGUAAAGGUGUUUAUGAUGACCUCCGCCGCAGACUCCCCCUCUACCCCUCAGACUUCACAGAUGGUCUUACUGGGAAGGACCGCUGUCUGCUGAAGUACACCACCACUGCUAUUUUCCUCUACAUUGCUAUUCUACUGCCUGCGAUUGCCUUUGGCUCACUGAAUGACGAAAGCACAAGAGGAGAGAUAGAUGUUCAGAAGACCAUUGUUGGCCAGAGCAUUGGAGGAGUGAUCUAUGCUUUGUUUGCUGGCUCGCCACUCGUCAUCCCACUGACCACUGCACCGCUGGCUAUCUUCAUAAGCGUCAUCAGGGGCAUCUGUGACGACUAUGACCUUGACUUCGAUGCUUUCUACGCCUGCAUUGGUUUAUGGAACAGUCUGUUUCUCAUCCUCGGAGGCUUAUUCAAUGUCAGCCUGCUGAUGAAACUCUUCAAACGCUCAACAGAAGAAGUCAUUGCAUUGUUCAUCUCUAUAGCAUUUGUCGGGGAUGCAGUGAAAGGCACAAUCAAAAUUUUUAAGCACUAUUACUAUGGGCCCACACUGGCAACCACAAACAGCACACUGGUGCUUCAGCAGAUUAAUGAGAUUCUAGAGAAGAUGAAGAACCAGACGGAAAACACGCUUGGGAAUCAUAAUGAGACCGUGUCACUGAUGGGACAUGCAGAAGAACAUGCACUAAUCUUCCUGCCUGAGUCUCUGGUGGUGUGCACAAGAGAAAGGCCCGUCCUCUGUCUGUUGCUCAUGCUGGGGACUUUGUGGCUGGGUUACGCCCUCUACCUCAUCAAGAGGAGCCCGUAUCUGAAUGGCAGAAUCAGAGAGGUGGUGUCUGACUGUGCUUUGCCUAUCUCUGUGGUGAUAUUCUCCUUCAUUGGCUCCUACCUUUUCCUUGACAUAAAGCUUCCUGUGUUCAGUGUCCACGAUGGCCCGAUCUUCAACUUCCCUCCAUUUGAGAAGCUGUCAGGAAUGAACACACUGAGUGCUGUUGGCCUGGGUUUCCUCCUCGCGUUACUCAUCUUUAUUGACCAGAACAUCGUCAUCUCACUCACACACGUGCCAGAACACAAGUUGUUAAAAGGCACAGCAUUCCACUGGGACUUAAUGUUGACUGGCUUCAUCAACAUCCUCAUGUCCUGUCUGGGGUUGCCAUGGAUGCACGCUGCCUUCCCACAUUCUUCCCUGCAUGCCCGUCAGCUGGCAAAAGUGGAACAGCACGUAGAGAACGGACACCUCUACACAACUAUUGUCAGUGUGAAGGAGACACGUCUGACCUCGCUGGUGGCCAACAUCCUGAUCGGCCUGUCUGCAUUCAUGCUGCCCAUUCCUCUGCAGUGGAUCCCCAAGCCUGUCCUCUACGGCCUCUUCCUCUACAUUGCAGCCACUUCACUUGAUGGGAACCAGAUGGUGGACCGCAUGGCCCUGCUGCUUAAGGAACAGACCUCCUAUCCUCCCACACACUACAUUCGCCGUGUGCCUCAGAGGAAGGUCCACUACUUCACAGCGCUGCAGAUGAUCCAGCUGAUCAUCUUGUGUGCGUUUGGGAUGUAUCCUCUGCCCUACAUGAAGAUGGUCUUCCCCCUUCUGAUGAUCCUGCUGGUCCCUAUCAGGACCAGCCUGCUUCCCAGAAUCAUCGACGCCAAGUAUCUGGAUAUCAUGGACGCCCAGCACAUGUAGAACAACAGAGAAACCUUACGAAAACAUUCACUUUCUGGAAGGGAAACAGACUCCGAACUUAGUGAUUGUGUUACUAACUAAAUGAAAUGCAUUUGGGCUGCAAGAUUCUGAAGCGAGCACUCUGCGGGUGACUGGACGACCAUUUACACCCAUCAUUUGCUUUUUCAUUGUUCACCACACAUUUACCAUCGAUGUCACUGGCUUUAAUAUGUAACAUUUCCACAUCUUUAUUGCAUUUAACAAUAUAGUCAUGCAGGAAUUUCUUCUGUUUUACUUACUUCACACACGCAUCUGUCUUCGGCUGGAAACUGACAGGUGCACAAGUUAAUGUCAGAGACAUUUUUU